GCGGGACCCUCCUCCUCUCAUGUUAUUAAUUGAGAGGGGCGGGGCUGGAGGAGUGGCUUACAGGACGCCCACUGCCCCCUUAAAGAAAGGAGCCAAGGAUGGUCCUGAGACCUCAGAAGGCGAAGAGUAGAACCAACACUUGAGACUAUUCCUCUUCAGGAAAGGAAAGCGACUAGUUAGUUAAAGGACCAUCGAAUUGAAUUCCACUCGAUUUGAAGAACGAUACAAUUCUUUAAAUGCAACGCUGCUUGAUAUAUGAGAAAAGUAUGGCAGCCGAGACGAAGACCGGCGGGAGUUCUCAGAACAACUGUAAGGACCACAGCCGGAGAAAGUUACUGGUGGGAGUGGACCUCUUCUGCUUGUUUUUAGUGAUGCUUGUCGCUGUGUUUUUGCACAAAUCUCCCCUGACACCUUACCAGAGAGGAUUCUUCUGCAAUGACAACAGCAUCAGUCUUCCCUAUAAGAGCAGCACAGUGUCCAACACGGUGCUCACAUCAGUGGGCGUCACUGUGCCCGUGGUCUCAAUCAUCAUCGGUGAGAGCUACCGGAUCUACUUUCUCAACGAGGGUUCCAAGUCAUUUGUUGGCAACCCGUACAUCUCCGCUCUCUACAAACAAGUGGGCGUGUUUGUCUUCGGCUGUGCCAUCAGCCAGUCUUUCACCGACAUCGCCAAGGUGUCCGUGGGCCGCCUGCGUCCACACUUUCUUGACGUGUGCAAACCAGAUUUCACCACUAUCAACUGCUCUCUGGGCUACAUCACAGACUACAUGUGUCAGGGUCCCGAGAGCAAAGUCCAGGAAGCCAGGAAGUCUUUCUUCUCUGGACAUGCGUCAUUCUCCAUGUACACCAUGCUCUAUCUGGUGUUUUACCUGCAGUCUCGUUUCACUUGGCAUGGAGCCCGUCUGCUGCGCCCGCUGACCCAGUUCACUCUCGUCAUGAUGUCCUUCUACACCGGCUUGUCCCGUGUCUCGGAUCACAAGCAUCACCCCACCGAUGUCCUGGCUGGUUUUGUUCAGGGCGCCCUGGUGGCCUACUGCAUUGUGUUCUUUGUAUCAGACUUGUUCAAGGCCAAAGGGAGACGCUCUGCCUUAUCUCAGGCUCCUGUUAGAAAAGACCUUCUUCCGACAGUGGACAUCAGAGAGAGGAGCAAUCACCUAAUAAUGGCAUAGCGUGCAGUAGAAAGGUGACCCAUGCCAUAGAACAAUCGCUACAACACACACUGGCCCCCUCAAACUGGGACAAAAUGAACUCUUUAACAGUGUGGAUCAAGCAGACCAGUCAGGAAUCUUGGAACGCGGAAAAGAGCGAAGCGGCGGAAAAUCAACAGGCGUGAUGUCCUUUCCUGAGGCUCACUAGAUAGUUCCACGUUGACGAGAGAAAAGACGAAUCAACCUCCUUCUUUCCAGUCAUAUCUGCUCAGAAAGAGAUCACCUCGGAGGACGUCUCGCUCUUGUCAAGUGAGAAACAGCAACGGCAUUUUCCUGCCGUUCACUCACUGUGGAACUGAUAGAAAAACUGUAAAAACAAAUUCCUGAUUUUUAGGAAGGAUGUGUAUUACUUUUUUCUAUAUAGAUAUAGUACACAUUGUAAAGGAAUGUUUGAUUUAUAGCACUCUUAUAGUUUUCAUACCACUUGAAUGACCUGAAGUGAAGCUGUCGGAAAGCUUUGUAAGUAUUUGCGUCCAUAUAGUGUUGUAUAUAAAAAGUCGCACAUGAGCUAGAGUAAAUUUGGGGUGGGGGGGCAUGUGUGUUUGAUAGAUGUGGGCCUCUUUCUGCUGGCUGGGACGAGCCCCCACUGAGCCAUUUAAUGAAAUGACUGCCUUGUUACAUGCACCAGACGGGCGUU
Molecule: messenger RNA, 1845 nt
Organism: Doryrhamphus excisus (bluestripe pipefish)
Lineage: Eukaryota; Metazoa; Chordata; Actinopteri; Syngnathiformes; Syngnathidae
Product: phospholipid phosphatase 3-like
Biological process (GO): phospholipid dephosphorylation; cell-cell adhesion; phospholipid metabolic process
Cellular component (GO): plasma membrane
Molecular function (GO): phosphatidate phosphatase activity
Source: RefSeq, a predicted model, not a curated record